AUGGGUUGGCGCGCUUUCGUGAAGCCCGUAUUUGUUGUGUGCUAUUCUUUACUUAUAUGUAUUACACUACCUUUCCUCAUCAUAAAGCUGUACGAAAAGUCAGCUCCAGCAAUAGUUAGCGCGUGGUUCGUUGCUGGACUUUUUGUUCUAGGGGCAAUACCUAUAUCAUUGUGGACAAUUAUAGAGCACAUGAUCAAUUACACUAACCCACUUCUUCAGAGACACAUCAUCAGAAUUUUGUGGAUGGUACCGAUCUAUGCUGUUGAUGCGUGGAUGGCACUGAUUUUUCCAUCCUUUGCAAUCUAUUUUGAUACGUUGAGAGAAUGUUACGAAGCCUAUGUGAUUUACAAUUUCCUUGCAUUUUUGCUGAACUACUUGAGGAGCGAGUUUCCUGACAUACGAUGCGUCAUUGAACAGAAGCCACAAGUGAAACACUUGCCACCGUUUUGUUUCUUAAGCUCUUGGAAAAUGGGAAGAGUAUUCAUUGACCAUUGUCGUCAUGGGGCCCUACAGUACACCGUCAUUCGUCCGCUGACUACUGCCAUUGCACUCAUAUGUGAAAUAGUUGGCGUUUACGGUGAAGGGAACUUCAACUUUCGCCAUGCGUUUCUUUACUUGACUAUUAUAAAUAAUAUUUCGCAAAUUUGGGCACUUUAUUGCUUAGUAAUGUUUUAUCGAUGUACGCAACGAGAAUUGAGUCCAAUAAAACCGGUUGCCAAAUUUCUAUGCGUUAAAUUCGUCGUUUUCAUGUCCUUUUGGCAGUCCAUUUUAAUCGCAGUACUUGCUGCUACUGGUGUUAUCAGGAAAGUGGAAGCCUGGAAAUUAUAUGACGUCCACUCUAUUGGUAUUGCUUUGCAAAAUUUCGCUAUAUGUAUCGAAAUGUUUAUUGCAGCAGUAGCCCAUCACUUUUCCUUCUCCUGGACACCGUAUGUGGAUCCUAACUCGGAACCAACUAAUUGUUGUUACUCUUGGCGAUCUAUGUGGGAUGUAUCAGACAUGCGACGAGAUGUUGUAGAACAUGUUAGACACAUUGGUCAUACCGUAAGACAUUUUAACUUCUCCUCUGACCGUCGACUUUCACGCUGUCACAACGUUUCAGGAACUUAUCAUGGUGUUGUAUCUCUUGAUGCCGAUGCAAUUGACUGUGAUAACAUCGUGUACGGUGAUAGCGAAACCAAUCCUCUACUCUCAAAUCCGGAUGCUAGUUCUGAAGUGGAAACUGAAUCUGAAUUACCUCAUGUUUGGAAUUCCGGUGAAAACAGUCAAAUUGAAAAGAUAGUCUAA
This is a messenger RNA of Schistosoma turkestanicum, 1284 nucleotides long. Lineage: Eukaryota; Metazoa; Platyhelminthes; Trematoda; Strigeidida; Schistosomatidae. The record is from the annotation of a GenBank genome assembly.